CCGAGCGCCAAACCCAGUUACCCAGGCCAUAGCUGGAUGAAUACUAAAGAGAUCCGUCUUGCGCCGAGCUCUAUCGAACGAGAAUGCCGCCAUUAGUAUGCUUAGCUUCACCGAUCUCACUUCCUCCGCUUCGCCAGACUCCAUUUCCUCGUCCGCUUUCGACAUCUCGCCAGCCCGUACCCUUCGAAAACCCUAAUCUCUCUUAUCGUCCAUCUCUUCCUGUUCUUUUCUCUUUUCCUGGAGCUCGCCGGGGACCACGAAACUGCCGCCGGACUAUUCCUCGCUGCUCGUCCAUGCCGAACUCUUCGACCGAUCAGCGGGUUCUAUCGCAGGCCUGCUUAUCGAAUGAGAAGGCAUUUUGGGUGCUGAAGUCUCUCAUUGCCUGGAACACUAGCAGCGAUGUUGCCUCCGUAUGCCUUUAUGCCAGUUGGGAGGCCAAAUUGUGCCUGACAGAUCGUGGUCUUGAAGGCGAGGAUUUUAAGAUUCCGCUUGAAUGGGAAAGAUUCGGGCUUCCAAGCAAAGUGCUUGAAAAGUUUCCUCAUAUUAGAGAUUACAAAGCCUAUACUGUUCCUGCCUCUGUGGACUUCAGAAAGAUUUUGAAAUGUCAGCUUGCAAUUGCCUCUUUUGGAGAUGAUGGAAAAUGCAGCGAUGUCACCGGCAUACAACUACCUGGUGUUUUAGAUGACUUGUUUGCUUAUGAUGGCCCUCUUGGGGCUAUUUUUAGCAAAAGAUCUAUCACACUUAAUCUCUGGGCUCCAACAGCGCAAGUUGUUCAUGCUCUGCUUUAUAAGUGCCCAUCAGCCGGGGAUCCAUUCGAGUGUAUUCAUCUUAAAGAUCAAGAUGGUGUAUGGUGUGCUGUUGGACCCAGAAGUUGGGAAGGCUGCUAUUAUUUAUAUCAGAUUUCAGUCUACCAUCAGAGCACCGUAAGAGUUGAGACCUACACUGUUAGUGAUCCGUAUGCUAGAGGAAUUUCAUCGAAUGGGAGUCGUACUUUAUUGGUUGAUCUUAAUUCCGAGGAUCUGAAGCCAUCCGGCUGGGAUGACUUGGCAUAUGAAAAACCAGAUCUUCCUUCAUUCUCUGACAUCAGCAUCUAUGAGUUGCACAUUCGGGAUUUCAGUGAAAACGAUCAAAGUGUUGAUCCUGAUUUUCGUGGUGGUUAUCUUGCUUUUACUUGUCAGGAUUCCUUGGGUAUAAAUCAUCUGAAGAAACUGUCUAAUGCUGGUUUGACCCAUUUACAUUUGCUUCCAUGCUUUCAAUUUGCUGGUGUUGAUGAUGACAAGAGCCAAUGGAAACAUACGGAUGAUGUUAUGAUGUCCAAACUUCCUGCCGAUUCUGAGCAGCAACAAGCUAUUAUCACUUCUAUACAAGAUGAAGAUGGCUAUAACUGGGGGUACAAUCCUGUGCUUUGGGGAGUUCCAAAGGGCAGCUAUGCUAGUAACCCUAACGGGCCUUGUCGUAUUUUGGAAUUUCGAAAGAUGAUUCAGGCUCUUAAUCACAUUGGUCUUCGUGUUGUGUUGGAUGUCGUCUACAAUCACGUUCAUGCUAGUGGUCCCCUAGAUGAGACCUCCAUUCUUGAUAAGGUGGUUCCAGGAUACUAUCUUCGAAGGACUAUUGAAGGGUGCAUUGAGCAUAGCACAUGCAUGAACAAUACAGCUAGUGAGCACUUCAUGGUGGAGCGUUUGAUUAUCGAUGAUCUUUUAUACUGGGCAACUGCUUAUAAGGUUGAUGGGUUUCGUUUUGAUCUGAUGGGGCACCUAAUGAAGGGUACCAUGUUGAGGGCAAAAGCGGCCAUAGAAAACUUAACCAAGGAUGUGGAUGGAGUAGAUGGUUCAAAGAUUUACUUAUAUGGCGAAGGAUGGGACUUUGGAGAAGUUGCUAAAAAUAAACGCGGAAUAAAUGCAUCACAACUUAAUAUCACUGGCAAUGGCAUUGGAAGCUUUAAUGAUCGGUUACGAGAUGCAAUUUUAGGUGGAUCUCCGUUUGGUCAUCCACUUCAGCAAGGCUUUGUUACUGGCCUAUUGUUGCAGCCUAAUGAAUAUGAUCAUGGUGAUAAACACAUUGUAGAUGGCAUGCUUUCAACAUCAGCAGACCAUAUUCAGGUUGGGUUAGCUGCAAAUUUGAGAAACUUCGUCUUAACAAGUCACAAAGGUGAUGUGAUGAAAGGAUGUGAAAUUCUGACCCACGAUGGCAUGCCAGUUGGAUAUGCUCUCAGCCCAACAGAAACGGUUAAUUAUGUCUCUGCACAUGACAAUGAAACAUUGUUUGACAUUAUCUGUUUGAAGGCUCCAGUUGGCAUUUCAGUGGAUGACCGAUGUAGGAUAAAUCAUGUAGCCACUAGUAUUGUCGCUCUUUCACAGGGAAUACCAUUUUUCCAUUGUGGUGAUGACAUGUUGCGGUCAAAAUCACUCGAUCGUGAUUCAUACAACUCUGGUGAUUGGUUCAAUAGGCUUGACUUCAGUUAUCAGUCAAACAAUUGGGGUGUCGGGCUACCUCCCAGAGGAAAGAAUGAAAAUAACUGGCCCCUGAUUAGACCUCGCUUGGCAGAUUCAUCAUUCAAGCCUCAAAAGCAUCAUAUCCUUGCUGCAGUGGAAAAUUUUAUAGAAUUAUUGCAAAUUAGAUAUUCAUCGCAACUUUUCCGUUUACAAACAGCUAAUGAUAUUCAGGAAAGAGUACGUUUUCUUAAUACGGGGACCUCAUGGGUUCAAGGAUUAAUUGUUAUGAGCAUUGAAGAUUGCAAUGAAGGAAAACCUGGCAUUGUUCAACUUGAUCAUAACUACUCAUAUAUUGUCAUCAUAUUCAAUGCCUGCCCUACUGAAGUCUCAAUGCCGAUUCCUGCACUGAAGAGAAGAGCACUGCAGUUGCAUCCUGUGCUGCUUGAUUCUGCUGAUAGCUUGGUCAAGAGAUCCUCUUAUGAAAGCUCUUCUGGCUGCUUCAAAAUUCCUCAGAGAACCACAGCAGUGUUCGUUGAGGUACGUGGAAAUUGAUGUAAUUUGAGCUUAUUUUACUGAGUUUUGUCCUUUCAACCUUUGAGUUGCUUAAUUUUAAGAAAGCUUGAGGAAUGUCAUGUAUAAAUAUAGAUGAUAAUGUAUGCAUAAACUGCCCAGAUAAUCAAACUUGGAUGCACUUUAAAAAUGUUUGAGUUGAAUUUGUAGUAAUAAUUGCUUCAGCAAAUGUUAAAAUUACAUAAAACUGAUGAGA
Dendrobium catenatum is the source of this 3198-nucleotide messenger RNA. Its product is annotated as pullulanase 1, chloroplastic. NCBI's taxonomy places the organism in Eukaryota, Viridiplantae, Streptophyta, Magnoliopsida, Asparagales, Orchidaceae. The record is from RefSeq and is a predicted model, not a curated record. Gene Ontology annotation, biological process: carbohydrate metabolic process. Gene Ontology annotation, molecular function: pullulanase activity. Bases 84 to 2984 code for a protein of 966 amino acids. The transcript is spliced from 28 exons.